AUGCAGGGGCUAGAGAACAGGAAGAGCAACAGUAGUCCUCUUGUUCUACCCUAUCCACUACAUGGGAACUUUGAUACCCGUCUUAAUUUCCUCCUAGAAAAUCCUGAGAGACCUCAGAGUGUCACGUGUGUACGCCAAGAUCUACCCUUCUUGGUCAACACUGUUUUCCUUCUUGCUUCCUCUGGCUGGCAGUGGUACUGUCCCACACUGCUGGCAACCCCAGAAGUGCCAUCAGUGACCCCGAACUCUGCUGAAGGCCUACACCUGCUGAAGAAGCUCAUGCCCAGUUUGAACCCACUCAUGACUGAGCCCAAGGACAGUCUUGUCUGUGCUAAGCGUCCUGGCGGCUGCGUUGAGGGACUGAAGGGAAAAAAAAUCACCAUUUUGCUUUCUCCACUCUUGACUGUGAAGUUCAAUAUAAGGACAUCGAGUAGGACGUUGGAGGGUCCUCACUCACACCACAGCCUCUACAGCUUCCAUGCCCAGUGCCUUCAGAUGGUUCCAGGGAUCCCUGCUUUCUUCUGUCUCAGGGCCAGUAACUCACAGGGCCUGGGCACCUUCCCCAGGCUGAAGACAGUUUUGUCUCUUUCUGUUUGUUUGAGUGUUGAUGUCCCAAAGGAAUGAUAUCCAUCCCAAAGUCCUCUAUCAGAUUUCUCCCAGGAGGCCCAAAGAUUCUCAUGUGAAUUAGAGUCACAUUUGACCUGUCCUGAUGGGUGAAUAAGCAGACCACUUUCUCCCAAUGGAGAAAGGGAGAUUUUUUAAUAGGCAACUUACUUUUCCUUGAUCCCAGUCACAAACUCUUCCAAACUGACAGAGCUACAUAGUAACCCACAAAUCUAAGCAACUGUAUGGGUGUGUGUGUAUUUGUGUGUGUGUGUGUGUGUGUGUGUAAAAUUGAGAGACUUUCUAUUGUUCUUCAAAAGGUUGUAAAGAUGUAACAAAUGGGUUUCUCUUUACAGUUCCUUACACCUGGUCUCCCCAGAAAGCACUGAGGACUCUGAUUCAUCAUGUCAAGCGGUCAAUUAGAAUCUGGGAAAGCCUCUUUCUGGCCUCACCUUACUUCCUGUACCAGGAGAGAUGCUCAUUAAAGUGUGAGAGAGUUGAUGGGAUUAGAGUCUGGAAGCGACAACCUCUCCUGAACCCAAAUUCAUUGAUUUCUUCGUUUUACAAAACGGUGUUCUUGAGAAAAAUAAACAAAAAAAGGAAAUAAUACAA
Molecule: messenger RNA, 1215 nt
Organism: Nomascus leucogenys (northern white-cheeked gibbon)
Lineage: Eukaryota; Metazoa; Chordata; Mammalia; Primates; Hylobatidae
Exons: 3
Coding region: 1-624 (207 amino acids)
Source: RefSeq, a predicted model, not a curated record